Messenger RNA from Stylonychia lemnae, 1029 nucleotides. The record is from the annotation of a GenBank genome assembly. NCBI's taxonomy places the organism in Eukaryota, Ciliophora, Spirotrichea, Sporadotrichida, Oxytrichidae.
AUGAAAUCACUGAUUAAAUCUAUACCAGAUAUUAUUAAUCCCUGUGCAUAAGUUAGAAGAACAUGCCAAAGAGUUAGUACUUUAAUGGAAAACUAAGUAUCUCCAUCAGUUAUCAUCAACUCUUAAAAGUUAGAUGAAUUCAUCCAAAACCUUGAACUUAAGGUCAAGUAAGAUAAUAUUGCUUAUGAGCAAUGGGCUAAAUAUCAUAUGGAUCCUAAUAAUUAUUCCAUAGAGUAAGUUUUAGCUUACAUAUUCGUAGUAGAUGGCAUGAAUUUCUGUUUCUGGCCUAACAAUCCCUCUGGAAAUUUUGAAUAUGAACACAUGACUAAAAACUUGGCAAAAAUCUUAGAUGAGCAGCCAGACUUUUUUAUCCCUAAAUAGCUAACAUUAGUAUAAGCGGACGAACUAAAAUCAAGAGUAUUCAACAAUAUGGAAUUCGCUUUGCUAGAGGAGAGAGCUAGAAUAGUUAGAGAAAUCGGUUAUAUAGUUGAGACUUCAUUUGAUGGUUCCUUCGUCAAAUUUCUUGAGAGGUCAGACUUUGAUGUUCCAACCUUGAUAAAAGAUAUUGUAUAAAACUUCAGUGGGUUUAGAGAUGAGGCUAUUUAUUAAGGCGAAUAAGUAUGUUUUUACAAAAGAGCCUAAAUUUUAGUUGCUGAUAUAAUAGGAGCAUUACAGGAAAAGAAAAAUAUGGAAUAGUUUGUAUUUGAAAAUUAGGAAUAAUUAACUAUGUUUGCUGAUUAUAGAGUUCCCUAGAUACUUAGACAUGUUGGCAUCUUCUAAUACUCAGAAGAAUUAGCAAACAAAAUAGAUAAUGAAAUAGAGUUACCUUACUCAAGCACAGAUGAAGUUGAAAUAAGAGCUUAAACAGUAGUUGCAGUUGAGAUGAUUCUUGGAAAGGUGAAGGAAAACUAAGUUCUUAAUUAGAAGAUAAAGUAUUCAUUUGAAAUUGAUUGGCUCUUAUGGCAAAUGGGAGAAAACAAUCUUGAUAGCAUGAAACCACAUCAUAAGGUUUUGUCGAUAUUCUAUUGA